This is a messenger RNA of Colletotrichum karsti, 243 nucleotides long. RefSeq lists its product as uncharacterized. Lineage: Eukaryota; Fungi; Ascomycota; Sordariomycetes; Glomerellales; Glomerellaceae. The record is from RefSeq and is a predicted model, not a curated record. The coding region runs from base 1 to 243 and encodes 80 amino acids. The transcript is spliced from 2 exons.
AUGUCAAACCGGAAAGACCACGGCCUCAAGCAGCAUGGGCUAUCGGAUGAAGCCGUGGAGGCUGGACACGAUUUCAUCCAUGAUGCUGAGGUUGAAGAGGAAAGGAGACACAGCGGCGAUGCGAGCACAAUGCCGUCCAUGAAAGCUGCCACCGAGCAAGUGAAGAAGGCGGUUGGUCUCGAGUCGGCACAGCCUGGCAAUCUCACCGACGCCCUGAAGGACAAGAUCGGCAAGAAAGCUUGA